This is a messenger RNA of Hibiscus syriacus, 799 nucleotides long. RefSeq names its product proteasome subunit alpha type-7-like. Lineage: Eukaryota; Viridiplantae; Streptophyta; Magnoliopsida; Malvales; Malvaceae. The record is from RefSeq and is a predicted model, not a curated record. Gene Ontology annotation, cellular component: proteasome core complex; proteasome core complex, alpha-subunit complex; nucleus. The coding region runs from base 1 to 774 and encodes 257 amino acids. The transcript has 4 exons.
AUGAACUUGAACAACAAGAUACUAGCAACCCAAAGAAGCAAAAAACAACAUUAUAUAUAUGUAGUAGCCAUUAAUGAGAGGGUAGUUCAAGCUAGAAGGGCUUGGAACAAUCUAGCAAAGCAGGGCCAGAUUCGUGUGGAUGAGUUUGACCAAACUAAAAAUGAAAAAGAAAGUAAAAUUAAACGGCGGCGUUUAAAGGAUUUUCAUAGUACACAGUCUUCUUGGAGUCCUGGCUUGUCUCCCAAGUUCUUUCGGUCAAAAACACUCUUGAUUAAUAGGGCUCGAAUCGAAUGUCAGAGCCAUAGGCUUACAGUUGAGGAUCCUGCAACUGUUGAAUAUAUAACACGAUGCAUUGCUGGUCUGCAACAGAAGUAUACGCAAAGUGGCGGUGUUAAACCGUUCGGUCUUUCGACAUUGAUUGUCGGGUUUGAUCCUUAUACCGGCGUACCUUCUCUUUACCAGACCGAUCCAUCUGGAACAUUUUCAGCUUGGAAGGCUAAUGCAACCGGAAGAAAUUCUAACUCGAUGAGGGAGUUUCUUGAGAAAAAUUAUAAAGAAACUUCUGGACAAGAAACGGUGAAGUUAGCAAUUCGUGCUUUGCUCGAAGUUGUUGAGAGUGGGGGAAAGAACAUAGAAGUAGCUGUGAUGACAAACGAGCAUGGACUGCGACAACUAGAAGAAGCUGAAAUCGAUGCCAUUGUUGCUGAGAUUGAAGCAGAGAAAGCAGCUGCAGAGGCUGCGAAAAAGACCCCGGCCGACCCGAAAGAAACCUAGUUCAGUAUCUCAUAUCCCCAUUGCC